AGCACCUUCGUGAAAAAUCGCUGUCAGUCUGAGCUGUAAAACAAAAUGGAUUAUGUUUGAAAGCGGUGCUUUCGAGUGAAAAAGUGAAAAAAAUUGUGCAAAAACCUUAUUAUUACUACCGCAAAAGUGUUUCAAUAUCUUCAGUUACUUGUGGGAAAGUGUUUGUCGGUAGCACUUUCUACUGAAUCGUGAAAUCUCAGAUCAAUUGCAAAGGGAAGUGAUGUCUUGGCCAAACAGUUGGCAAGUGCAACCAGGUUAUGCAGGAUACGCAACGGCAGCAGCACAGCCAGCAGUGGCUCCAGCUGCUGCUGUUGCCGCGCACCCGGCGGGUUAUUCUGCUAUGACGCCGGAGCAGUACGCCCAAUGGCAACAAUGGCAGCAGUAUCAGCAGCAAUACGCUCAGUGGCAUGCCCAGUACGGCGAGCAGUAUGCCCGUCAAAUGGGCAAACCAUUGCCGGCAGUGCCGGCUCCGAUGCCCAUUCAGCAUCUGGGCAUGCCAACCAAUGUUCCUCCACCGGUAGUGGCUAUUGCGCAACCGGUUCCGGCUCCGGUGAGUGCAGCACCCUCCAUCGCUGCCGUGGUGGCUCCGGUUCCUCCGAUUGUUGCUGUGGCCCCACCCAUUCCAACUAACGCAGCAGCUCCUCCGCCGCCACCGGAACCACAUCCAGAUAGUAUUGUUGGCGCAGCUCCAGCACCGCCCCCGCCAGCGCCUGAAGACUCUGAACAGAAUCAAAAAACAGCCGAAGAAUUAGCCUUUGACGAGCAGUUCCGCAAAUGGGAGGAGGAAUUCGACAAUUGGAAGCGGAAAAAUGCCAACCACCCUGACAAGAACGCGUACCAUGAGUACGAGAAAAAGUUUAUUGAAUGCCGCAAGAAGUUGUUGGAAAGGCGUGAACAUUUGCGCAAUAAGAGGCUAGCGGAAAUUGAGGCAGCAAAGGCGGCCGCAGCAGCUUCAGCCAGUGUCACGAGUAUUUCUUCGAAUAAUCAUCAAUAUAAUCAGCCGCCGCCACCGCCUCCUCCAGAAGAGGAUUCCGGAGUGGAAGUUGGAUUGUUUAAAAAUGCACUAAGUGGGGGUGUUGCCAGUGGCGGCGGAAUUCCCGGAUUGGAUUUUAUCAAUGAAGACGAUAAAUCAGAGAAAAUAAUUGACGAAGAGGUCAUGGAAGUUAUCAAUCUGGACGAGGAGAAUGAGGGCAAAUCGAACCAAGAACAGCAAAAAGACGCUAGCAAUAGGCCGUCGGCCAAUCCAGUAAACGCUUUGGCUUCGCUUUUGAAAGAUCCCAAAGUUAGCGCUUUGUUGAAUGUAAUAUCUGGGAACAAUAAUGGCCAAGGUGUGAAUUUAUCUAACCUUGGCAAUCAUGAACUGUUGCAGCAAAUUCAAAACGCUGCUGGAGCGGUUAUCAAUGCAAACCAAAAUGGAAAUUCUGGUCCAAACACGCCCAAUCAAAGCGCAGUAUGUGUUCCAGAGAUUAAUACACCCCUUACGGAGGAUCGCAGUCGUACUUCUUUCCAUGACGAUCGUCGUUCGGUAGUUUCAGUGGAUGACCGCAGUCACGAUUUUGACGAUUUUAAUCGAGGACAACCGCCUUUAAGACACAAUAAAGAUUCUAUUCAAGGGUCUCCUUUGAAUCGACCUAAGACAGAUGGUUUUGAUGCUAGAGUUCCUCCUCCCUUGCUGGGGAUUGACUUGAGCAGGCCACCACCACCAAUUGGAUCACAUCCUAUUCCCAGACCCUAUCGUUCGGAUCAACCAUCUCCGGCUCCGAGUAACACUUCCUCUACUUCGCGUCAACGCCAUCCUAGAUGGACUGGAGAAAACCGUGACGUUAAACGUGAGCCCGAAAAUGAACCUGAGACUUACCGGAAUGAUUUUAAUCAACGUCCAACCGUCAAAGAAGAGCCAUUCAAUGGGUCAGACUGUCCACCUCCAGACGAAAAUUGGAAGUACUAUGACGGUCAUCAAGACGAGCUGCAAAUCGAUCCGGAACUUGGCACACCAUGUGCGGUUCCCAAACCGGAAUGGAUGGAAGAAGAAGAAUACGAAGAAAUCUACGAUCGUUACGAACACAUAGACGUUUUUGAAGAACGUAAAUACAAAAUGGAACUGGCUAUCAAAGUACUAAAGGAGAAGAAAGACCGGGAGAAGAAUUCCGUUAACCAACCGGUAAGAUCCGAAAAUGACAAUGCUAAUGUCAACAACAGUGGAGGAAGCCGCUGGCAGGGAGGAAUGCCAAAGCCUCUGAAGGAGGAACCAGGUCAAAAAAGAACAAACCCAUUUGCAAAUGAUGACGAUUAUUUCCGACCGAAGCAAGUGAUUGAUUAUUCAAACGGAACGCCACAGGUGUUUGAUUAUGGUCACAGCAGCAGUGGUCCAGUGUCCAAAGACAUCGAUGAAAGAAACAAUGAUUGGAGCGUUUCCGGUCAACAUGAACCUGGCAAACCGAACAACAUCAGCAGUGGCCCUUUUAGGAACGAUGAAGAUCUACGCAUGGACCAUAGAGGCAACGAUUGGAGAAAUGCAGGCAAUCGAGGUCAACCAGACGGCAGGCAACCGUUCCGUGGAGGGCCACCACGAGGUGGAGGCGCAGACCGAGGAGGACGCUUCCCGAACGAUGACUUCCAGCAGCCACCUCCGCAACGAUUUGACUACAACCAUGCGCCCCCUUCAUUCGGAGCUGGUCUACGAACUGAACCUCCCCCAUUUAUGGAUCCGCCGCAUUAUUCGGUCAACUCCUCUAGCCGCCUAGCUGCCAUGCAUGACAAUCCCCAUCCGGACGAGAGCAAUCCCUGCUACCCGAGCAAGUUUAUCCUGAUGAACGAUAAUCGCCCGAAUCGGCCCAGUACCAAACGUGGUAAGCGGGCUUCCUCUAUUCGGAAGCAAAAGCUGAGGGAACAGCACGACCAUGAACAGAAUUCGUUCGAUGAUAACGAGAACGAUCAUGGAGAUAUCGACGAAAGACAACUGAUUCCGCAAGUAUUCGCGGUCAAUAGUGGGCCGAUUGUGGAACGGCCAAGCGAUUACGAGCUAGAUAUGAAAAGGGGAUCAGAGGAGAGUGAAGAUAAGAAUUCGCCAUUCUAUCUUCCGUCUGCUCCUAUAGUUUGCAUUGAGGAGUUGCUACUACCACCGGGAAGGUUCAAAAGACCUCCAAGAAUUUGCUUCAUUUUGCGGGGAAUCCCCGGUAGUGGCAAGUCAUACCUAGCGCGUCUGAUUAAGGAUUGUGAGGUAAAGCACGGUGGACAAGCACCUCGCGUGUUGAGCAUCGACGACUACUUCCUGGUUGAGAAAGAAGAGCGGGAACCGGAUCCGACGACAGGACGCCCCGUCCUGGUAACCAAGUCUGAAUACGAAUUUGAUUCCGAAAUGGAGGAAGAAUAUAUGAAGAAUUUGAUUAAGGCAUUUAAACGGACGAUUACGGAGCGCUUGUACAAUUUUGUUAUCGUUGACUGCGUGAACGAACGAUUGGAGUACUACAAUGAAUUCCACAAUUUUGGACGCAGCAAUGGGUUUAAGGUCUUCACUUGCACACUGCAAACUGAGCUCGAUAUGUGCAUUGAGCAGAACAUUCACCAUCGGACGGUGGAUGACAUUCGUGCGUAUGCCAAUCGCUGGGCCCUAUGUCCGAACGAUCACGUGCAGAUCAACGCAAGCAUACUGUUCAAUCCGGAGGAAACUGAGCAACCACAGCCUACCGAUAUGGAUCUGUGCACGGAGGAGGACGAUUUACCCCUCGAGGAAGGUGACCAACCAGCGCCGGAUGAGGAACAAAACGAACCAGCUCUAGAUGAUAUAGAUGACGAGGAUUCCAAUUUUGAAGAGCCAGAGCUUGGAUUUUUCUCCAGUAAAUGGGACGCCGACACGAGCGAGCAAAACCUAGCCCGCUUGGAUGGCAUCAGCAAACCGCCACGCCGUCCACCGACGAUAGAGGACUUCCUGCAGCUGGAAGGAGACGACGACCUGGACAAUACCAGACCAGGCCAGUCCUCAUCCGGAAAGAAGCGCGUUCGCUGGGCUGACAUCGAGGAGCGCAAGACACAGAACAAGAUGCGCCAGAUGGGCUUCGUGGUUGGCGUCACCGACUGGUCCCGCAUGAUGGAUCCGACUGGUGGGCGCAGGGCGCUCACCAAGACCAAGUACAUUGAACGGGUACGUCGCCAGCAGUACUGAAUAGGCCGCGGUACGCGUUUUCAAUCGGAAGCGACCGCGCACUGGCUUCUGUAGGUGAGUAGAGACAGAGGAUCAUAACAGCAUCGUUUGUGGGUUCCUUUCACUUGAAGGAUUAUUUUUGAACAACUAGCUAAUGACUAUUCUGAUCCAAGUAAGACAAACUGAAAGCAUUCACAAAUUUGCAUAAACUUUCUGGGUAUAAUAUUUCCGAUUUUAAAAUUGAGCCACAUUUAUCUCUUGCCGGGAUGAGUGUAUAAUAACUGAAAACAUCAAAUUUAGAGCAUCAUAAAAAACGCAUUAAACUAUUAUCAAUAAUCUACCCAGUAAACAAUAAACGAUUCCGCAAGUCAACAAAAUCCUAAACCUUCAACGACAUACUUCAUAUAAUAGGUAUGUCCUAAAGGUUGGUGUGAGAAAGCGAGACAAUUGAGUCAAUGUUUUCUAAUUGCCGAAUGUAGGGAAAUGAAACAAUUUAUGCUAAUUAUAACUAGUUCUAUACA
This is a messenger RNA of Armigeres subalbatus, 4662 nucleotides long. Its product is annotated as YLP motif-containing protein 1-like. Gene Ontology annotation, biological process: regulation of telomere maintenance. The record is from RefSeq and is a predicted model, not a curated record. Bases 221 to 4162 code for a protein of 1313 amino acids. NCBI's taxonomy places the organism in Eukaryota, Metazoa, Arthropoda, Insecta, Diptera, Culicidae. The transcript has 8 exons. Gene Ontology annotation, cellular component: nucleus.